AUGUCGCAAUUAAAAGUUGAUGACACUCAACAAUUGAGCGUUAUUCUUCAAUUCAUGUUGGCAUUCAUAAUCAAAGUGGAAAUUAAAGAAGAUUGUUUUAAAAGAGGUCCAUGUGCUAAAUGGCAAAAGCUUCUUUUUGAUGCAUACAGCAAACAGCAAGCCGCUUUUGUAUCCUUGACCCCUAUUAACGUUUUGUUGUUUAUAAACAACAACCAAGUGUCAAUAAUCAAUUAUUCAAAUUAUUUGAAAAUUCCAUCCGCACCUGAAGAGUUAAAACAUCUUCAUUUGAUUGUAUUUCAAAUAAAUAAGAAGCUGAGGGAAGAAAAGAAGAUCUCUUUGUUAACGAAAUUGUUUGGAGAGAUCUCAAGCGACAGAUUGCAAACAUUAUCGUAA
Molecule: messenger RNA, 393 nt
Organism: Clunio marinus
Lineage: Eukaryota; Metazoa; Arthropoda; Insecta; Diptera; Chironomidae
Source: the annotation of a GenBank genome assembly